UUUUUAAUUGGCAGCCAUUUAUUAAUAGGGUCUAUAAUAUUACGAAGAACACAGCAAUAUCUUGGAGUUCAAAAUUAAAUCGUGAUGUCCUCGCUAUAAUGUCCAGUAUAUCGCGGGUGUCUAACGAUAUCUUUCCUGAUGAUUAUGUAUGCAAUACGAUUUUUUCUUUACCUGUAAAUGUCAUUGUCAACACAACACUGACAAGACUGAUGCAGAUAUUAGUUAGAUUUUUUUUUGUCACAUUAUUUGCUCUACAUGUAUCUGUACAAAUUAAACCUAUUCACACUCAAAUUACAUUGUAUGAUUAAGUAAAUGAUGAUUAAUCUUGUCUUGUAUCAAGUUGUUAUAUGAUCACGUACUGUUACUAUUUUGUGGCAGAAAAUUGUUCAUCCAAUUUGUUCAAUUUGUGUCCAUCUGUUCAUUUUCUUACUAUUUUCAUGUUUUUUCGACAGCAAGCAGUUUAAACCCCAACGAACUAAUGGCGAAGCAUACGAUGCAGCCACCAUUUCACAAUUCAGCGUUUUCAGUCGUCAACCCUUUGUAUCGCCGUGAUUCAGCCACGCCAAGCAUGUACCGCCCACGCCCAGUACAGCCACCGUUUUACAGCCAGAUGAGAGAGUUUACAUGGCUACCAGUUUCGCCAAACAAGUCAUUUGCAGUACCGCAACCCGAGUCUAUGCCACGCCUUGCUCAUCACCACCCCCGUGAGUCCGUUAUUUGUUGCACUGCCAGCCGUGCAUUGAACUACAAUCUAAGGAUCCCCUUCAAGGAGCCGCAAGGAGGAUUGUGUCUUAGAAGAAGUGUCAUUCAACCACCUAUGCCGUUGUUUAGUUCAGUUUCUUUCCAACAAAGAUUUGAAAAUGAAACAGCUGUGUCUGUAAAGCAAGAAGAAGAUCGUCAAGCACACUUCCAGGACAGGUCAUCCGAAACCGAAGAUAACCGAUCAGUGCAAGGCUUUCAUCAGGCGCAGCAUCUAAGCUGCAGUGAAGAAAUGGGUACUAAACCCAACAUCUCAAGCAUCUGCUGGGAUCCACCGUCUGAACCACAAGAUACACUCUCAGAAAGUGCAGAGAAAGAUGAUCAAGGAAAGGGAGAAAACAACCUAUUUACAGACAACUUGUCCAUCAAGAAGAGAAACAGUCUAGAGGAACUGAUGCCAAACGAGAUUCCAUGUGAAGAAGGGCGAUCUGUUGGCUUAGACGCCAAGGAAAUCAGCAACUUUGAUGAGAUUGAAGCCUUUGGCUCGGUCCAAACAGCAUAUUUCCCUGCCGCAGUUAUUGUACGUGGGCAAAAGGAAAUGACCGCGCAUGACCACAGCCUUUGUCCAAAGUCCAAGUCCAAGCACGUGUGCGAUGAGUGCGGCCGAUCAUUCACUCGUUCCAGUACUCUUAUCACGCACAAGCGCAUUCACACUGGGGACAAACCUUUCGUCUGUCAACAGUGCGGCCGCGCCUUCAGACAGCUUGGUAACCUGUCUCGUCAUCAGCUGACCCAUACAACUUCCAAGCCAUACAUUUGCCAACAAUGUAACAAGGCAUUUAACCGCGCCUCCAACCUACACACGCACAUGCGCACCCACUCCGACUACAAGCCAUUCAGCUGCGAAUUUUGCGGUAAGCGGUUUCACCAGAAAGUCGACAUGAAGAUUCACCGCUACACACACACAGGAGAGAAGCCUCACAAAUGCUUGAAAUGUGGGCGGGCAUUCAAGCAGCUGACGCAUCUGACGUACCACAUGAGAACGCAUUCCGACGUGCGCAUGUACAAGUGUGAGUUCUGUGGCAAGGGCUUCAAUCAGAAGGGAAAUCUCAAGGCCCACGUGUACCGUCACACAGGCGAGCGACCGUUCAAGUGUGACAUAUGCGGUAAAGGAUUUACACUGGCUUCCACGCUGAACACGCACAAGAGGACGCACGCGCCUCAUAAACCAUUUCAGUGUCAGUACUGCGAGAAGGCGUUUUAUCAGAAGAACGCCCUGAAAUCCCACUACAUUGCGUCGCAUCCCUUUACGGGAGGAAUUUCUUUGCUAUAACGUCGGAAAUGAGCCAGAAAAAUAACUGAAAAUUGUCACGCUUUCGGAACAUUGUAGUGAAUGUGGGCUGAUCGAGAUUAACGAGCAUUUUUCUUGUAAGAUACUAAAAUUUUUAAAGAUUACAACUUAACUUAAUAGUUAAGGCUUAGUAAAUAUAAGGGAAAAUAAAAUCAUGAGUUGUAAAUAGCGACUAACAGAUUUUUCGUCGGGGAUAUAUGGGUUUGAUAAGUUAUUAACUAUGCACUAAUGUAAUUUUCGAACAGCUUGUCUGUGUUUCUUUUUGAGAAGUAAGUCAGAAAAUAUUUCAACAGUGUAAGAGGUUUAGCUGUGACAGUGGUAUUUGAUAACUGCACUUUACAAAUAAAUUUUUCGUCUUUUUUGAUGUCAGUGGUGUCUUCUUCAUAGACUGAAUCCUUAGUACAUGACUAUAACCAGUGAAUUCAUGGGCGGUUUCCAUCUUUGUCUAGAAUCUAGCUACACACCUGAUCAAUACAACAUUUCAGCAGAAACGCUUUUAGACCUUUAUGUCAUUCAACAGGGUGUCUUAAUUCAAAAUAUACGCAUAACAGGGUGUCUUAACUCAAACUAUACGCACCAACACAUAAUCUAAAACUCUCGACAUUUUGUGUUAUGUUACGCACAGUUAACCCCGUUAACUCAGUACACCAAUGUGAAAAUGAACAUGCAUGACAAUACUAAUAUAAUCAAAAUGGACUUUUUGAAUGGGGUUCAGUUUUAAUCGCCACCAUGUUAAUGCAGUUGAUAUAAUACUGUGGACAGCUUUUACAAAUCUG
This is a messenger RNA of Orbicella faveolata, 2826 nucleotides long. RefSeq lists its product as uncharacterized. Gene Ontology annotation, cellular component: nucleus. Gene Ontology annotation, biological process: regulation of transcription by RNA polymerase II. Lineage: Eukaryota; Metazoa; Cnidaria; Anthozoa; Scleractinia; Merulinidae. Gene Ontology annotation, molecular function: DNA-binding transcription factor activity, RNA polymerase II-specific. The record is from RefSeq and is a predicted model, not a curated record.